Molecule: messenger RNA, 2327 nt
Organism: Ziziphus jujuba (common jujube)
Lineage: Eukaryota; Viridiplantae; Streptophyta; Magnoliopsida; Rosales; Rhamnaceae
Product: putative homeobox-leucine zipper protein ATHB-51
Exons: 3
Coding region: 1334-2020 (228 amino acids)
Biological process (GO): positive regulation of DNA-templated transcription
Cellular component (GO): nucleus
Molecular function (GO): DNA-binding transcription factor activity, RNA polymerase II-specific; sequence-specific DNA binding
Source: RefSeq, a predicted model, not a curated record
GCUUGGUUUAUUAUAUAUCUUAUUAAUUCCACGUAUGGGGGCCUCGCUAUUAAUUAUGAGGAGUUGUUAUCAGCAAUUCAGAGAAAGAGCUCUUUAAUUAAUGCACAAGAAGAAAGAACAGUUCAUUCCCAAUCCAAAGUAAGAAGACCCCUCUCUGUUUUGUGUUGUGUGGUGGUGUAUUAUCAUCCAUCUCUUUCAUCAUUUUGGGCUCAAUGCCCUGCCUACUCUUACCGUUAUUCACGUUCUGUUUUGGAAAGAUACCCCUUUAUAAUGACCAGUACACUUGAUACAAGAGAGAAAACCUCACUGACACUGUCACACACCCUUCUCAGUCUUCAUUCAAUUGCAAAAUUGCAAUUUCUUCAACAAAAGUCCAACCCAAUUCCAACUCACAAACAGACAGACAGACAGACAGAGAUGUGUACAUAUAUAUAUAUAUAUAUAUACGUCUCUCUAGCUAGGCCUUCUUCUAUCAUCAGCUUUUCUUCACUCUGCUGCAAACAACUGCAAAUUAAUUAAGGUGGGUGUGUAUGAGGGACUGAGAAGGGGGGGGGUAAGGUAAAAACAAUAGGUUGAGCCCAAAACUUCUUUUUCUUUUGCUCACUCACACCUUAAUUUAUUUGUCUUUUCUUUGGUGCAUUGGGUGCAGAUUCAGAAAAAGCGGUGGCAGGUUUACGUACUCAUUAUAUUAUAUACCACUCUCUUAAAACGAGUCCCACGUCCUCUUCCUAUGUUGGAUCUUGGCCUCACCUAUAAAUACAUACAUGUAUACAUAUAUGUAUAUGUGUGUGAGAGAGAGAGAGAGAGAGAAGGGGAUAGCUAGGGAAAUUGUCGGUUGGAAGGUGAUGUAAAUGGGUGAGAAGGAAAAAAGAGUGGGAUUCAAAUGUCUUUAUCUGUUAAUGGUCCCCAUAGUCCUGCUCCUAUGGAACUGACAUAUGCCUUCCCUUUCUCACGCCUCGUCCUCUGACUACUCUCUCUACUAGUACUGUUCUUUUUAUCUCUGCCUCUCUAUCUCUCUUUGUCUCCAAAAUUAAACAUAAAACUUUGUUGCACCCCAAAAGUGAAGUAGGAAGAACCUUACCUUACAGUUCUUUCUUAAUCCUUAGGCUUUUAUUUUGCACCUCAAAGUGGAAAAGAAUAGAACCUUUCAAACUCUCGUGCCACGCCCCACCCCCUGCUAAGCUUGUUAGUUUCAUAUAAUAUCAUCUGCCUAUUUUAUCUCUUUCUUCUCUUGCCCUGUGGUCCACCACCUCAUUUGGACCCAGCAGGUCCAUAUAACAUUAUCAAUAUUUGGGGCGAUUUGAGCCAACAGCCAGAGAAAGUGGAGCCGAAUAUGGAUUGGAAUAGCAACUUAAGACACUUUGUUUCUCGACCAGAAUGUUCCUUUGGCUUCCUCUACAACUACGACUAUGACCAGUAUCCAGGAAUGGAGGUGAAGCACCAGCUGAUGGUGCCAGAGACUCCACAAGGGUUGGUUUCUACAAUGGAGAAGAAUAGUAAUAGCUAUAGCUGCAGUCAGGAGAAGAAGAAGAGAUUGACAAGUGAUCAGUUAGAGUCACUGGAGAGAAGCUUCCAGGAGGAGAUAAAGCUGGACCCAGAUAGGAAAAUGAAACUUUCCCGAGAUCUGGGUCUCCAACCUCGCCAAAUUGCUGUUUGGUUCCAAAACAGGCGUGCUAGGUGGAAGGCCAAACAGCUUGAGCGCUUGUAUGACUCACUUAAACAAGAGCUUGAUGUUAUGUCUAAAGAGAAGCAGAAGCUCCAAGAGGAGGUGAUGAAAUUGAAAGCCUUGCUAAGAGAACAAGCAGCAAGGAAGCAAAUAUCUGUAGGUUACACAGAAUUAUCAGGGGAAGAGACGGUAGAGAGCACAUCGGUGGCGGCGAUUCGUAGCUCAAACAAGUCACAAGGAAUGAACCAGCAGCAGCAUCAGAUUGCAGCGUGCAACAACAGUGUGUUCAAUGUGGAAGAAUAUAACACUGUAGUAUCACCAUCUUACUGGGGAGCGCUGCCUUCUUACCCCUAGCAACCUACAAAGGCAAGGCAAGGCAAGGCAAAGCAAGGCAAGGCAAGGCAGUUGUUAAUAACUUAAAUUUAGCGCUAGGUUUUACUCUUUUCUACCUUAGCAUUGGGAAAAAAAAAAAAAAAAAAAAUUUGGGAUAGAGACAGUACUACUGCCCCCCUUUGUCACUUGUAUUUUCCCUAUUGACAAAACAUUAAUUAUGUACGCUUCUUUAACACUGAUGAGUUAGGAUGACGGUAAUCUGCAAGACAUUAACUUUUUGUACUCUCCACAUGGAGAUGGAGCGCUCUACCAAUUUAUGCUUCUUCAA